Molecule: messenger RNA, 249 nt
Organism: Prunus armeniaca (apricot)
Lineage: Eukaryota; Viridiplantae; Streptophyta; Magnoliopsida; Rosales; Rosaceae
Source: the annotation of a GenBank genome assembly
AUGUCGAACACCUGCGUACUAAUUAUAGGUACACGCAAAUAUCUAAACGCGAUUGUGAACAGGGAAACUAGCCAACCACCUGGGCAGUCAAAUCGGGCAGGUGGCUGGGGAAAUCGUGCUCGGAGAACUAGCUGUGUAUUGGACAUGUACACGAAAAUAUUUAAAGGCAACCAAGAAAGGGGAAACUGGCCAACCACCUGUGCAGUCAAAUCGAGCUUGUGGCUGGGGAAAUCAUGCUCGGAGAACUAG